Molecule: messenger RNA, 978 nt
Organism: Yamadazyma jaroonii
Lineage: Eukaryota; Fungi; Ascomycota; Pichiomycetes; Serinales; Debaryomycetaceae
Source: the annotation of a GenBank genome assembly
AUGAGUAAAGAAAACUUACCUUGGGUGGAAAAAUACAGACCUGAUUCCUUGGAUGAAGUUUAUGGACAACAAGAAAUCGUCGAUACAGUACGGAAGUUUGUAGAAGAAGGGAAAUUACCUCAUUUACUUUUCUAUGGACCUCCAGGUACUGGGAAAACUUCUACCAUCAUAGCAUUAGCCAAAGAAAUCUAUGGACCUAAAUAUAAGAAUAUGGUAUUAGAAUUGAAUGCUUCUGAUGAUAGAGGGAUCGAUGUUGUAAGGAAUCAAAUCAAAGAUUUUGCCAGUACUAUGCAAAUUUUCAGUAAAGGAUUUAAACUCAUCAUCUUAGAUGAAGCUGAUGCCAUGACUUCAGUAGCACAAAACUCUUUGAGGAGAAUCAUUGAAAAGUACACAAAGAACACGAGGUUUUGUAUAUUAGCUAAUUAUUCUCAUAAAUUGAAUCCAGCAUUAUUAUCUCGUUGUACGAGAUUCAGAUUCCAGCCCAUUUCAGAAGAUGCCAUCAGAGAUAGAAUUAAGAACGUUAUUAUCAAGGAAAACCUUAAUAUCAAUGAACAAGCGGAAAAAGCGUUGUUAAAGUUAUCCCAAGGUGAUAUGAGAAGAGCUUUAAAUGUCUUACAAGCUUGUAAAGCAUCUUUAGAUAAUGACACUGAUGAAAUAGAUGAAGAAAUGAUCUUUAAUUGUAUUGGAGCUCCUCAACCUAAAGAUAUUGAAACUGUAUUGGAUUCGAUCUUAAAAGAUGAUUGGACUACAGCUUAUUUGACCUUAGAUAAGUUUAAGAAAUUGAAAGGUUUAGCAUUAAUUGAUUUAUUACAUGGAUUCAUUGAAAUCUUAAACAACUACGAAAUAACACCAAAGACAAAAAUCAUGAUUUUAAAAGGAUUAAGUGAUAUUGAAUAUGGAAUCUCCAAAGGAGGUAAUGAUAAAAUCAACUCCAGUGCUAUUAUUGGAGUUAUAAAAGAUGCUUUUGAAAGUAAAUAA